CCGGAUUUUACGUCAUGGCAGCUGUAAGUGAGCCUUCCAUUGCGAAAUAAAUAAACGGAAAACUCGCUUCCUUAAUUUGAUAUAUGCUAUUCACAAUCAAUCUAUAGUCUUUGCUUUAUUGUUUCUUUGUACACGCGUAUAGAUUAGACCAGAACAUCGUCAUCCGUCAAUAUGGCGGUUCCUCAUCCCCUGCAACGCUUGCGGGCACCGUCUCGUUCUGUAUCGCUCAUUCUUCACGCGGCAGGCAUUACCUCCUUUCUGCUCUCCUUCCGCUUUCUCUAUACAUGGGAGACGCCACUUUCCAACUCGUAUGGAGGCAACUACCAAUUUCUCACGAUCAUUGGCCUGGCUGCCUCUCUUCUCACUUUCGUGGUGGCCCUGCUCUCAGACCUGACUUUGUCUCCUCGGCUCUUCCGGCUCAAGAACUAUCUAGCUGUCAUUGCGGCACCGCUGGAGGUUCUGAUCACCGCCCUGUAUUGGGGUCUAUGCGCAAUCGACAAGUCGCUUGUCUUCCCACCAGAAUUCCAGCUGGAUGUCCUGCCGGACGUCGGGUUCCACGCGGCGCCUGGAGUGCUGUUGGCGCUGGACCUGCUACUCUUCAGUCCGCCGUGGACGAUCCAGCGAAACAACGCUUUGGUUUUGAGCCUGGGCGUCGCAUUUGCGUAUUGGUUCUGGGUCGAAUACUGUUUCGGCAGGAACGGCUGGUACCCCUAUCCGAUCUUCGAUAUCCUCAGCGUCUGGCAGAGGGCGGCGUUGUUCUCAUUCUCGGCGCUGUUGAUGACCGGGAGCACCAUGGUCCUGAAGUGGGGCUAUGGCAAGGUAAAUGGUAUCGAGAGUUUCAAGAAGGAGGCUGUUUCGAAGCCUGCUGGCGGGAGGAUCAAGUCUGCGUAAGUAAUGCGCAGCGUCAAAGAGUACAGCAUAGCGUUGCUGGGCAUGAGUGUGAGAGUAUUGGAAGAAGGGAGAGUGUGCAUAGAUAGAUAUCAUGUAUUUUUAACUGUAUUUUUUUUACUUGUAUUUUUUCUUUCUUUUACUAAUAGGCAAUGCUUAACAUGGCAGCCCAGGGUCAACGAGUACUGUUGCAAGGAGUGAGAUGGAUAGGCCAGUCCCAUCUAUCGAGGGGAAGAUGCUAGCACUCAGAAAGCUGGGAAAACAUGGGGAAAUCAAUGUCGUAUAUGCAAAUACAGUAGAGGCUCAGAAUCGAUAAACUUGCUUGGUGGCGGGAGCACUGGGCAACAGAAUAUACAACCGAUGCAACUUGGAAUCGGA
Truncatella angustata is the source of this 1266-nucleotide messenger RNA. RefSeq names its product FAR-17a/AIG1-like protein. The record is from RefSeq and is a predicted model, not a curated record. The coding region runs from base 172 to 891 and encodes 239 amino acids. Gene Ontology annotation, cellular component: endomembrane system; membrane. Lineage: Eukaryota; Fungi; Ascomycota; Sordariomycetes; Amphisphaeriales; Sporocadaceae. The transcript has a single exon.